AGGGAGCGCCUUCCGGGUGCCCCGGCGCCCUUCCGCCUCCUCCCCCAGUGGCGGCUCGCUUCCUUCCCGGUAACGGACUCGGCGGAGGCGCCGCCCGGGAUGGCCGCGGAGGCUUGAGGGCAAGGCGGCGGCGGCGGCGGCGGCGGCGGCGGGAUGGAUCCUGUCGGGCCCGGCGGGGGCGCCGGCGGGAAGCCGAACCUGCAGGUGGUCUACCAGGCCGUGCAGGCGCUCUACCACGACCCAGACCCCAGCGGCAAGGAGCGCGCCAGCCUCUGGCUCGGGGAGCUCCAGCGCUCGGUUCACGCCUGGGAGAUCUCGGAUCAGUUGCUGCAGAUCCAGCAGGAUGUGGAGUCUUGCUACUUCGCAGCCCAAACCAUGAAGAUGAAAAUCCAGACCUCGUUCUAUGAGCUCCCAACUGAUUCGCACGUCUCACUCCGUGACUCCUUGCUUUCCCACAUCCAGAACUUGAAAGAUAUGUCCCCCGUCAUUGUCACCCAGCUUGCAUUAGCCAUAGCAGACCUUGCCUUGCAGAUGGCCUCUUGGAAGGGCUGUGUGCACACCCUGGUUGAAAAGUACAAUAAUGAUGUGACAUCCCUGCCCUUCUUGCUGGAGAUCCUCACAGUGUUACCAGAGGAAGUCCACAGCCGGUCCUUGCGCAUUGGCGCCAACCGCCGCACCGAGAUCAUAGAAGACUUGGCCUUCUACUCCAGUACGGUGGUCUCUCUACUGGUGACUUGUGUGGAGAAGGCGGGUAAUGAUGAGAAGAUGCUCAUCAAGAUCUUCCGAUGCCUGGGCAGCUGGUUCAACCUGGGCGUUCUCGACAGCACCUUCAUGGCCAACAGCAAGUUGCUCUCCCUGCUCUUUGAGGUUCUGCAACAGGACAAGACGUCAUCCAACCUGCACGAAUCAGCGUCAGACUGCAUCUGCUCUGCUCUCUACGCCAUUGAGAAUGUGGAGACCAACCUCCCCCUAGCACUGCAGCUCUUCCAGGGCGUUCUUACACUGGAGACAGCUUACCACAUGGCAGUGGCCCGCGAGGAUUUGGACAAGGUCCUCAACUACUGCCGGAUCUUCACAGAACUCUGUGAGACAUUUCUGGACAAAAUUGUUUGCACCCCAGGCCAUGGCCUGGGGGACCUGCGGACUAUAGAGCUGCUCUUGAUCUGUGCAGGACACCCUCAAUAUGAGGUGGUGGAGAUUUCCUUCAACUUCUGGUACCGGCUGGGGGAGCACCUGUACAAGACGGAGGACGCCAUCAUCCACAGUAUUUUCAAGGCCUACAUUCAGCGGCUUCUCCACGCGCUGGCUCGGCACUGUCAGCUGGACCCCGACCACGAAGGGAUCCCCGAGGAGACAGAUGACUUUGGAGAGUUCCGGAUGAGAGUGUCAGAUCUCGUAAAGGACUUGAUCUUCCUGGUUGGCUCUGUGGAGUGCUUUGCCCAGCUUUACGCCACUUUGAAAGAGGGCAACCCUCCCUGGGAAGUGACGGAGGCGGUCCUCUUCAUCAUGGCUGCGAUAGCCAAGAGCGUUGACCAAGAGAAUAACCCAACGCUGGUGGAAGUGCUGGAUGGGGUGGUGCGCCUUCCCGAAGCCGUGCACACGGCUGUGCGCUACACCAGCAUCGAACUGGUUGGAGAAAUGAGUGAAGUUGUGGACAGGAACCCCCAGUUCCUCGAUCCAGUCCUUGGCUAUUUGAUGAAGGGCCUGUGUGAGAAGGCUCUGGCCUCGGUUGCCGCCAAGGCCAUCCACAACAUCUGCUCGGUGUGCCGGGACCACAUGGCCCAGCAUUUCAGUGGCUUGCUGGAAAUCGCCCGUUCCCUCGAUUCCUUCAUGCUCUCACCAGAGGCAGCUGUCGGACUCUUGAAAGGGACAGCAUUGGUGCUCGCCAGGCUUCCCCUGGAGAAGAUCUCGGCAUGCCUCAGUGAACUUUGUGCCGUUCAGGUGAUGGCCCUGAAAAAGCUGCUGAAUCAGGAGCCGAGCAACGGCCUCUCCUCAGACCCCACGGUGCCCCUCGAUCGCCUUGCCGUCAUAUUUAGGCACACCAACCCUAUUGUAGAAAACGGACAGACACAUCCAUGCCAAAAAGUCAUCCAGGAGAUUUGGCCAGUGCUGUCGGAGACUUUGAACAAACAUCGUGCUGAUAACCGCAUCGUGGAACGCUGCUGCCGGUGCCUGCGUUUUGCCGUCCGUUGCGUUGGCAAGGGAUCAGCAGCCCUUCUGCAGCCGCUGGUCACCCAGAUGGUGAGUGUGUACCAGGAGCACCAACACUCCUGCUUCCUCUACCUGGGCAGCAUCCUUGUGGACGAGUACGGAAUGGAGGAGGGGUGCAGGCAGGGGCUGCUUGACAUGCUGCAGGCCCUGUGCGUCCCCACCUUCAGGCUGCUUGAGCAACCCAAUGGCCUCCAGAACCACCCAGACACUGUGGAUGACCUCUUCCGGCUGGCCACCAGGUUCAUCCAGCGCAGCCCACUCACCCUCCUGCGCAGCCAGGUGAUCCUCCACAUCCUGCAGUGGGCCAUUGCUGCCACCACCCUGGAUCACCGGGACGCCAACUGCAGUGUCAUGAAGUUCCUGCGUGACCUUGUCCACACCGGCGUGGCCAACGAUCACGAGGAGGACUUCGAGGCGCGCAAGGAGCUCAUUGGGCAGGUGAUGGCCCAGCUGGGGCAGCAGUUGGUGAGCCAGCUCCUGCAGACCAGCUGCUUCUGCCUGCCUCCUUACACCCUACCAGAUGUGGCCGAGGUGCUGUGGGAGAUCAUGCAGGUCGACAGGCCGACGUUCUGCCGCUGGCUGGAGAACUCACUGAAAGGGUUACCGAAGGAAACCACAGGGGGAGCCGUUCAGGUGACCCACAAGCAGCUGACGGACUUCCACAAGCAGGUCACCAGCGCUGAGGAGUGCAAACAAGUUUGCUGGGCUCUGAGGGACUUUACAAGACUCUUCCGGUAGCUGGGGCCUCUUUCGUUCUGCCUGUCCCAGGAAUGUCUUAUUUUCAGAAGAGGAAAUAAAACAGCCAAGACGGUGAACCACAGCCAGCAAACUUCACUGCGGCCGAAGGCUCCGACUCGCUCCGGUGUGUCCUGCCAAUCCAGAAGAGACGCUUUGCUGCAAGAACGAGUCGGUGAAGUUCCUGUUUGUGAGUGAGAAAGAGAAAGGCAGAAAAGGGGGGGGGGUCCGAGCGCCACUUACCUGCGACUGUCGAGGGCUGCUGCGUUGUGGGGGGAGACGGGAGACGAGCUUUCCGGAUGGACUUGCUUUGAAAAAGAGAAAACAAAAAGGAAAAGAAUAAUAAUAAGUUUUUUAAAAAAUCUGCAAAAAUACGAAACAAUAAAAAGCUAAUUUGCUUGGCAGCAAGAUUUAAAAAGGGGGGAGAAGUGAAAAGUUAAAAAAAAUUUCUGUGAAAUGAAAAUAAAUUUUACUUAAAGAUCCAUGGGGAUUAAAAAUCUAUCCACCCACACCAGGAGUCUGCCUUGCAGGGUUGGCCAUGAGAAUUUCGCCUUUUGUUUGGGGCAAGUUCACUUUCCGGGGUGAUAGCAGCUCAACCUCCCCUCGAGGCCCCGAAGGGAAGAUUGCUGGAAGCCGGGAGCUGCGGUGGAGCCCCGCCCCGUGCCUGGGUGGGCGGGAUGCGGCCAUGGCUCUUCCCCUUCCCAUCCACAGGAAAGAAGGGAAGGUCCUGCGGCCUCUCCGAGCCCAUCAAUGUGCUGGCUUAUUUCGAUAAACUGUUACUUUAUUUUAUAUAUAUAUAUAGAUAUAUAGAUAUUUAUAUAUAUAUAUAUACACACACACACAUAUUCAUUCAUUCAUUCAUUCUUUAAGCUGAUGUUUUUUUUCUGAGAAUUUGGUUUAAAUAAACCUGUUUGGGAAUUUUUUUACUGUGGGAGGGAGGGGUUCUGGAGAGGAUCGGGGCAGGCAGAUCGUUUUGUGAAAGCAACCCAGCGACAGGGCCGGAUGCCAACGCGAAGGCAGGAGGGAGGGCCGUUCCAUCGGGCGGGGCAGCCCUCUUGAGAACAAGGGGGGAAAAAAACACAAAAAGAAAUAAAAAACAGACAAAACAGUUGAACGGUA
This is a messenger RNA of Candoia aspera, 4065 nucleotides long. It is a transcript of the gene TNPO3, whose product is annotated as transportin 3. Gene Ontology annotation, cellular component: cytoplasm. Lineage: Eukaryota; Metazoa; Chordata; Lepidosauria; Squamata; Candoiidae. The record is from RefSeq and is a predicted model, not a curated record. Gene Ontology annotation, biological process: protein import into nucleus. The coding region runs from base 154 to 2949 and encodes 931 amino acids. The transcript has 23 exons.